AUGUCGCAAUCACUUUAUCAUCACCUCUCACAAAUUCAAGAAGAAAAUCCAACAGUGAUGAACACAAACGAUAAAAUCACUAAAUUCUUUGAUUUGAGAGAAGGAGAAGUUACCAAUUUUACAAAAUUUAAUGCAGAAAGUUUGGGUAAGAUUAUGAACAGAGAUUUUGGUGAUAAAUCCGAUCUGGUGGAAGUGAAUACUUUGGAAGAGUUUGAAAAGUUUGAAUGGUUUGCAAGAUUGAAGGAAAUUUUGAGAAAUGAUUGCAAUAUCAAUCCAACUACUUUACAAAGUUUCAAGUUUUAUUUUAGUUACAAUUCUUAUGGAGGUGGAUUUAGAGAAGAACACAGAUAUAUUGGAAUUCCUAAAGUUUUUAUGCUUUAUUUUGAAGUGAGUGAUUCAUGGUAG
This is a messenger RNA of Naegleria gruberi, 405 nucleotides long. RefSeq lists its product as uncharacterized. Lineage: Eukaryota; Heterolobosea; Eutetramitea; Acrasida; Naegleriidae. The transcript has a single exon. The record is from RefSeq and is a predicted model, not a curated record. The coding region runs from base 1 to 405 and encodes 134 amino acids.